CCUGCUGACUACUCGCCCGUCACCCAAGCUUUCUUCACGCUUUGCCGCUGCUUGGCCCGUCUGCCCUGCUGCUGCCGACUUGGACGCCUGCCGAAGCAAAGCGCCUCGUCGUGACUCUGUGCCCUUUUGCAUAUUGGAUGCGCAUUGGCGCUGCUUUUGGCAUUGUUGGUACCUCCUUCGCUGCUCCUCGCUCACUCGAUGCUGGCCUGCUGCUACUGCUACUGCUACUGCUACCCUCGCCCACCAUGGCCGGACCGAAGGCGCCCCAUCAGGCCGCUGGCUGGGUAGCAGUGUUUGCAGAUGCUCUCUCGACCGACGCCAAUUACGCUCCUUAUUUGAUCGCUAUGGGCCACACGCUCGUCAACUCCAUGGCGGUACCGGCUGCCGUCUACUUCAAGCCAUUCGUGGUCUUCAUGGCCAUGUCAUGGCUGUUCUGGCGCGCAUACCAGGUCGUAAAUCGCCCUCUCGAAGACCUCGCCGGUCUGCUGGGCUUCGAUAUUCCCUCCGCACCCGUUGUAGACCUGGCCGGAGUUAAAGCAGACGGUGCCAUCAUCCAUUGGCAAUUGCCCGAGAGCCCACUUCGCAUGAACAAAACCACACACCGCUUCGAGAUCAUGGUCAAUGGAGAUGUCGUUGCAUCGCUAUCGGUUAAAGAGUCAGGAGCAUUGAUUAUGGGCCUGCAGCCAGGCUGUUUCUACGUUGUGCGAGUCUCACUGGUGAACAACAUGGACUUUGCCUCCAAGAGCCAGCCCAUUCGCUUCCGCACCAAGCAGCACGCCUCGGCCGACUUCUUUGCACCCUCUCUCGAUGAUGAAGGCGAAUAUGAUGGGCCGCAAGUUGCUAUUCACGCUCAGCCGUAUCGUGCACUGCAGGAUGUCGCACCUGCCCUACCCGAUGCCGUGCCGAUGACCCGCGAGAAUAGCACUGGUUUGGGACCAAGCAGAAGUGUAAAGAGUCGAAGAGCUUCGCCAUCUGCCCUCGAUCUCCAAAAACACGAUCCUCCACCGGACGACAACGAGCCUCCAGAGGGCGCGGAAACGAUCACGCGGCUGACCGAGAAGCUCGACGCCAUUCGAAGGGAGACAGACGAGGCGGAGAGACAGGCCAAAGAGGAGGAAGAAGAAGAAUCGAGACAGAAAGACGAGCUAGCCAAGGAGAGAGACGAGCUCAAGGCGGAGUCAUUGGAGCGUGACAGGGCCAGCCGCAACCUCAAGAAAGAGGUCAAUACAUUGGAGCGACAAAACACCAUCGCGCAAAAUGAUCGAACAAAACACGAACGAAUUCUUCAGCAAAAGAAGCAGGAGCGGCAAAAAUUGAAGGAUGACAUGAUUCGCUGGGAUGAAGAAGCCGCCAAGAUGAGAUUGGACAUGGAAAGAAUCAUCAAGGAGAAAGAAGAAUACUUGCAGCAAGCGGAACAAGACGCAGAAGAAUUACGUGCGAAGCAGGUGGUAGAAGCAGCCGCUGUGAAAGCACUCGAUGACGAAGUGAAGGAGAAGAGCAGCGAAAUCAAGAAAUUGGAGCGUGUCAUGAAGAAUAGCUCGCCGAACCUCACUGAGCAAGAGCCAAAUCUUGUGCAGCAGUUUCAGCAGGACGCUGAGGAGAAGAGGUUGUGGGAGAUCACUUACCAGAGCCUGCAGCACCAGUAUGCCACCACCCACACGAAACUGGAACAGGCCAAGCGUAUGCACGCGGAGCAGCAAGCCUAUCUGGAACAGCUUCGCGCCAAGAGACGGCAGGAAGAAGCCGCACAGCAGUACGCAUCGCCUCCUGCUACGCAGGAGAGACCACUGCGCAGGGGUGACAGCAAUCGGAGUCGCAGAGCACAAAGCGGAGUCAGUCAAUCAGAGAGCCCUCGCAUGGCCAAUUUUCCCAUCGCAUCGGCGCCUUUCCAGCCAGGAGCAUCAGCCGCAGCUUCGUUGUUCCCGACAGUGCCAGCAUUUUUUAACAUCCAAAACGGCACGAGCCUGGCCGGUCCCACGGACGGAAUUGCCAUGUCCGACGAGGACCGCGAGAAGCUGACCGGCGGCGCCCCCAUGAGCCCAGGCGCUGGCGCAGAAUAUUUACCUGCAGAUCUUUUCGGAGAAGGAGACACUAAGCGAACAGAAAUGAUUCUGCCAGGCCUCGGCGCGCUGCCCGGCUUACCUGGAAUUACUGCUACAGUGGCACAGAACCAGGCUGCGUACGAUCCCGGACCAGCAUCGCCAGCUUCUGGAAGGAGUAGCAGACCGGCGAGUGUGUUUGCUAGCCCUCGAGCAAGCGCACAGAACCUGAUCGGGUCCCCUGAGGGUGUAGAGCGCAUUAUGGACUCUGAUGUUCGUUCCAUACGCUCGAACCGCUCGAACCGUGCCACUAGUGGUGGCGGGGCUGGGAGUCGGUUCAGUGGUAUGUUUGGUAUCAAGCAGCGAGCCAAAACAUCGUCAGGCGACGAGGGUCCAGCCCUCAGCAAGUCCAAUUCGAUGCCUCGCCAAGACGGUGGCAUUCCGGGAAUAGACUUGGAUACGCGCAAGAGGAAUAGUAGUAUAUCUGGUUCCAUGCUGAGUGGCCCUCCAUUCGGUGACAUCUCUUUUGAUGCACCCUCGAUGCCGGCAAGCACACGCCGCAGCCGUACACUUGGACUGUUUAGGAAUGAGGGAAGUGGCUGGCCAAGGUUUUCUAAGCGUGCAACCUCACCUCGACCUGGCUCUACGCAUUCGAGCGAGCUACCGAGACCUUCCUUCGACAGCAGCCGGUGGGGAGUGGACAACUGGCCCUCAGGAGACGCCGCAAGUGGUAACAGAAGUAGCCCGCUUGCUUUCGGCUCGGGUUGGAAUCAAAGUCAUCCUCAGCAGUCUCGAAUCUUUGGAUCUCGUCAUCCUUCGCGCCGCCCUUCCGCACAGUACGGCGGCAGCGGUCCCCCUGACGAUAUCACCGAAGAUGAGGAUGAUGACCAGUUCGAUGACUAUCGAGUGUCCGAUUUGGGCCCGAUUGGCAGUAGGCCGCCGCCGGGUUCGAAGAAGGCAGAAAAGGCGCCUGCCAACGACGCCGCCAAGCUCAACCCUGCAGCUAAAGACUUCAAGUCGUUCCUUUCUAGCAUGAAACUCACGAAGUCGAAAGGAGAGGGUUCCUCGAACGCUGGAUCUGCAUCUAACACUCCGAACCUUGCGCAGGGUGAAAAUGAGGAAGAUUUCUCGCCACCCAACAGCCGCAAGUCUCGGGACACUCGCAGUAUUACGACUGCUGAGUCCUCUGUCGCCGAAUCUGGUCGGAAUUCUGUUGACCUCAUUCGAACGCCUUCCUACGUCUCCGAAGCGGCGCCCUCGCCGCUUCUCAAUGGCAGCUCCGGCGGCAAGGAAUCGUUCAUGCAGAAGCUCUCGCGCAAGUCAUCCUCGGGCGGCUUCGGGAUUCCCAAGUUCCAACGCAACAAAUCCAAGCUCGACACGAACACGCCUACCAGUGUCCCCGCCGAGGAUGAAGAAGAUGGCGCUAAUUCGCUGAACGCCAGUGUUAGCAGCGCUCGCGAAAGCAAAGAGACUUCGGGUCGAGAAAGCAAAGAGCAGGCUCGAGGGAGCGGUAGGAACUGGAGCAACGUGCUGAAGCUCGGAAGCUCGAAAGACAAGAAGGAGAAGAAGGGCAACGAGACGCCUAGUCUUAGCGGCUUGAGUAUCACUACCGACGAGGAUCGUGAUGAGCGUGAGCGGGAUGAGUGAGAUUCCUCAUCUUCUACGCUCGGUAUAGGUAGAUGUUGAAUAGCAGCUUUAUUUGUACAUACCAUCACUACUUUGCGCCUGCC
This is a messenger RNA of Cercospora beticola, 3769 nucleotides long. RefSeq names its product fibronectin type III domain-containing protein. NCBI's taxonomy places the organism in Eukaryota, Fungi, Ascomycota, Dothideomycetes, Mycosphaerellales, Mycosphaerellaceae. Gene Ontology annotation, molecular function: protein binding. The record is from RefSeq and is a predicted model, not a curated record.